Closterium sp. Naga37s-1 is the source of this 1374-nucleotide messenger RNA. NCBI's taxonomy places the organism in Eukaryota, Viridiplantae, Streptophyta, Zygnematophyceae, Desmidiales, Closteriaceae. The record is from the annotation of a GenBank genome assembly.
AUGAGGGGUCAACAUGACUGGGUUAAUUCCAGUGUAGCUGGUGCAAUCUCAGGUACUGUAGUGGCCGCUACAGUGGGCCAACGAGGAUGGACUCUCUUACAAGCGGCUGCACUUGCAGCUAUAGUAGCAGGAGCAGCAGACCGGUACAUCAUAGGCCCAGUGGGGAAUCCAGAGGUGGUGGCAGUGCCCCAACUACAGGGGCAUGGGAGAGAGAAAAAUGAGGCUGCUCUGACCGUCAGCAGCUCCGAGUUCUGCGGCAAGGCUAUCCGCCAGGCCGCUGCUCCCCAGGCUGCCAAGAAUGUCUCCUUCACCGUCCGCGCCGGCGGAUACGAGGAGGAGCUCGUGAAGACCGCUAAACACAUUGCCUCCCCCGGCAAGGGUAUCCUCGCCAUGGACGAGUCCAAUGCCACCUGCGGUCUUCGUCUCGCCUCCAUCGGCCUUGAGAACACCGAGGCUAACCGCCAGGCGUACCGCACCCUGCUCGUUGCCACCCCCGGCAUCGGCGAGUACGUGUCCGGUGCCAUCCUCUUCGAGGAGACCCUGUACCAGAACACCGUUGACGGCCAGAAGAUGGUCGAUGUCCUCUCUAACGCUGGUGUCGUUCCUGGCAUCAAGGUUGACAAGGGUCUUGUGCCCCUCGCCGGCUCCAACGACGAGUCUUGGUGCCAGGGUCUUGACGGCCUUGCCUCCAGGACCGCUGCCUACUACAAGCAGGGUGCUCGCUUCGCCAAGUGGAGGUCCGUCGUCUCCAUCCCCAACGGUCCCUCCGAGCUCGCCGUCCAGGAGUGCUCGUGGGGUCUGGCUCGCUACGCCGCUAUCUCCCAGGACAGCGGCCUCGUCCCCAUCGUCGAGCCCGAGAUCCUCCUCGAUGGUGCUCACGGCAUUGACAGGACUCUGGAGGUUGCCUCCAAGGUGUGGGCCAAGACCUUCUACUACCUCGCCGAGAACAACGUGAUGUUCGAGGGUAUCCUCCUGAAGCCUUCCAUGGUCACCCCCGGCGCGGAGUGCCCGACCAAGGCCACCCCCGAGCAGGUUGCUGAGUACACCCUGAACAUGCUCAAGAGGCGCGUGCCCCCCGCCGUCCCCGGCAUCAUGUUCCUGUCCGGCGGCCAGUCCGAGGUGGAGGCCACCCUCAACCUGAACGCUAUGAACCAGUCCCCCAACCCCUGGCACGUGUCGUUCUCGUACGCCCGCGCUCUCCAGAACACGGUGCUGAAGACAUGGAAGGGCCAGCCCGAGAACAUCGAGGCUGCUCAGACCGCUCUGCUCAUCCGCGCGAAGGCUAACUCCUUGGCCCAGCUCGGCAAGUACUCCGCUGAGGGUGAGGCUGAGGAGGCCAAGCAGGGCAUGUUCGUGGCUGGCUACUCCUACUAA